GUUACCCGGAACAUGUGGCACUAGAGAAAGGAGGCGGCCACGUUGACUGUCGGCUGCUAAGCGAGCGCCGUUUUGUUUCAUUACAAAACCGAAGAGGAAGUAGGAUUUUCACUAGCUGUUGAGUUGAGAUAUUUUCAGUUUUCCCCCCAAUUGUAAGGGCAGCCAGAUUCGCGCAAUGAGCGUGGGGUUCAUCGGUGCGGGGCAGCUGGCCCACGCGCUGGUGAAAGGAUUCGCCGCCGCCGGUGUGAUUGCCACCCACAGGAUCACAGCCAGUUCUCCAGACACGGAUCUCCCGACGGUGUCUGGGCUGAGGAAAAUGGGGGUGAAUUUCACCACCAGCAACAAGGAGACGGCCAAUAAGAGCGACGUGCUGUUCCUGGCGGUCAAGCCGCACAUCAUCCCCUUCGUGCUGGACGAGAUCGGGCCCGACAUCGAGGACCGCCACCUCAUCGUGUCCUGCGCCGCCGGCGUCACCAUCAGCUCCAUCGAGAAGAAGCUGCUGCAGUACCGCCCGGCCCCCAAGGUGAUGCGGUGUAUGACGAACACGCCGGUGGUGGUGCGGGAGGGGGCCACGGUCUACGCCACGGGCACGCACGCCGAGGUGGAGGACGGCCGGCUGCUGGAGCAGCUCAUGGCCAGCGUGGGCUUCUGCACGGAGGUGGAGGAGGACCUGAUCGACGCCGUCACCGGCCUGAGCGGCAGCGGCCCCGCCUACGCAUUCACAGCGCUGGACGCUCUGGCGGAUGGUGGGGUGAAGAUGGGGUUGCCACGGAGACUGGCGGUCAGGCUGGGAGCACAAGCCCUGCUGGGUGCAGCGAAGAUGCUGCUGGACUCAGAGCAGCACCCGGGCCAGCUGAAGGACAACGUGUGCUCACCAGGGGGCGCCACCAUCCACGCCCUGCACGUCCUGGAGAGCGGCGGCUUCCGCAGCCUGCUGAUCAACGCCGUGGAGGCGUCCUGCAUCAGGACCAGGGAGUUGCAGUUCCUGGCUGACCAGGAGAAGAUCUCUCCAGCCGCCAUUAAGAAGACGACGCUGGACAAGGUGCUGCAGCAGCCGGGCGUGGCCGGGACGGGGGUGGGGCCUAAGGGCUCCGUCAACAUGUUCAACAGCAAGCGCCCUGGGAUAAAGAAGAACUGAGCACACACACAUACAGACACACACAUACACACACACAUACACACGCACUAUACACACUCUCACACACACGCACACUAUACA
Anguilla anguilla (European eel) is the source of this 1219-nucleotide messenger RNA. RefSeq names its product pyrroline-5-carboxylate reductase 1b (gene pycr1b). The transcript has 8 exons. NCBI's taxonomy places the organism in Eukaryota, Metazoa, Chordata, Actinopteri, Anguilliformes, Anguillidae. Gene Ontology annotation, molecular function: pyrroline-5-carboxylate reductase activity. Gene Ontology annotation, biological process: L-proline biosynthetic process. Bases 176 to 1138 code for a protein of 320 amino acids. The record is from RefSeq and is a predicted model, not a curated record.